Megalops cyprinoides (Indo-Pacific tarpon) is the source of this 1417-nucleotide messenger RNA. It is a transcript of the gene foxp3a, whose product is annotated as forkhead box P3a. Lineage: Eukaryota; Metazoa; Chordata; Actinopteri; Elopiformes; Megalopidae. Gene Ontology annotation, biological process: regulation of transcription by RNA polymerase II. Gene Ontology annotation, molecular function: DNA-binding transcription repressor activity, RNA polymerase II-specific; RNA polymerase II cis-regulatory region sequence-specific DNA binding. Bases 71 to 1417 code for a protein of 448 amino acids. The record is from RefSeq and is a predicted model, not a curated record. The transcript is spliced from 13 exons. Gene Ontology annotation, cellular component: nucleus.
AUUAUUUGCACUUAUUUUGUUUGCACUAGUAUCCGUGAGAUUGCAGGUUCACAGGGUUCUUGGACGCGGAAUGCCACGCCAUGAGAGCGAGACGCAGAGCAGUGGAGGGGCCACCAGGGGGCGACAGCAUCAGCAGCCACAGGAGGAGCGAGUGGAAAGGCCGGGGACUGUUCCUUGGCUGGACGGGCGCAGCUCUCCUCAGCCUCCUGCUCAGUCCAGCACACCACAGGUGCCUUUCCCUUUCGUGAUUGGGCAAAGAGGAUCUUUCAUCACUGCAUCGCAGCUCCAGGUCUUUCUCCUCCAGCAGUGUGGCCCCAAAGAGAUGAACAAACAGCUCCUUCAGUACGGUCAGCACAGACCCUCCGUCCUUCGCAGAGGCACCGGGUCUCUGCCCCAGGCCCUCUCCACUCUGUCCGGUUUGUCUGCUCGCUCGGACCUGACCCCGACGCCAAGCUCUGACCCCACCCCCACGUGCAAGGUGGAAGCAGGCGGGGGCCUGAGGGGGACCUCACCCCAGCGAGCGGGCCGCUCCCCCCAGCACACAAGCCACACCACCUGGCCCAGGAGGUCCAGCCCAAAGCAGAGCUCCGCCCACUCUGGCCAUAAUGACAGCCCCGCGCAGCGUGUCCCAGACGGCACCAGCGCUCUCUUCAUGAAUGGUGUCUGCAGAUGGCCAGGUUGCGAGGAGGUCUUCGAAGAGUACCCCAGCUUCCUGAAGCACCUGUGCAUUGACCACAGGCCUGGCGACAAGAGCAUUUCGCAGUGGCGGGUGCAGCGGGACAUCGUGCAGCACAUGGAGAACCAGCUCACUGUGGAGAAACAGAGACUCCUGGCAAUGCAACUGCACCUGCACCUGCCCGAGCACCGAUCCACUUACUCAAAGGUGGGCAUGGAGGGGGAGAGCAGCCUGGCGGCCAGCUCACCCCUGUCCUGGGUGGCAGACGGCACCCUCCACAGGACCGGCAAAGAAACGGUAGAGCUUGUGCCAGAGGCCCACUGGCACCUCCCCACGUCUCAUUCCCUCCCAGGAAUCAUCCCCAGCAUUGAAUGUUACAAAUACAAUAACAUCAGACCGCCUUAUACAUACGCCUCCUUGAUCAGAUGGGCAAUUCUAGAGUCUCCAGAGAAGCAGCUGACCCUGAGUGAGAUCUACCACUGGUUCACCAGAAUGUUCUUCUACUUCCGCCACAACACGGCCACCUGGAAGAAUGCUGUUCGUCACAACCUGAGCCUCCACAAGUGCUUUGUGCGUGUGGAGGGUGGGAAGGGGGCAGUGUGGACGGUGGACGAAGCUGAGUUCCAGAGGAGAAAGGGACAGAAGUUUAACCGGGACCACCACGAUGUGACAUGGCUGGCCCCCUACACCUUCCUGUGUCCCCAGGAAGCCACAGCUUUGGGUCAGACAGGGAGUCGCUGA